AUGCGACGGUAUACGAGAGCUAUCAUACGAACGUGCUUCGACACUGGUCGGGACCCGCCACGCGAGGACGAGGACAAGGACGAAGACGAGGACGACGUAAGGUGUGCCUGGGCAGAAGCGUCAGACGACCGACUCCUGGUGCUCGUGCGCCAAGAAGACAGCAACGGUCAUUGCGCCACCUCCAUGACGCGACAUGGCGUGGAAGCCGUUACAUUUGGAACAGCUCACGAUGGAACCCAUUAUCCGGUUCCCUGA
Anthostomella pinea is the source of this 255-nucleotide messenger RNA. The record is from the annotation of a GenBank genome assembly. NCBI's taxonomy places the organism in Eukaryota, Fungi, Ascomycota, Sordariomycetes, Xylariales, Xylariaceae.